Messenger RNA from Charadrius vociferus (killdeer), 1833 nucleotides. RefSeq names its product kininogen 1 (gene KNG1). Gene Ontology annotation, molecular function: cysteine-type endopeptidase inhibitor activity. The transcript is spliced from 10 exons. Gene Ontology annotation, cellular component: blood microparticle; extracellular region. The record is from RefSeq and is a predicted model, not a curated record. Bases 1 to 1833 code for a protein of 610 amino acids. Lineage: Eukaryota; Metazoa; Chordata; Aves; Charadriiformes; Charadriidae. Gene Ontology annotation, biological process: negative regulation of endopeptidase activity; positive regulation of cytosolic calcium ion concentration; negative regulation of blood coagulation.
AUGAAACCUUUUAUUGUACUCGUAUUCUGCUGUAGUUUUUUCUCUAGCAGAGCCACCCCUCUUCCAUUUGAGUUUUUGGACUGUGAUGACCCUGAUGUCUUUAAAGCUGUCGACACAGCACUGAAGAAAUACAAUGGAGACACAGCAACUGGUAAUCAGUUUGCUCUAUACAUGGUGAUGGAAGCCAAGAGAACUGCAGGUCCCGACACACAACUCGAUGUGAAAUAUCGAAUACAUGAAACCAUCUGUGCCAUUGAGGAAAACAAACUUUGGCAAGACUGUGAUUACAAAGUACCCGCAGAGGCUAAAAUGGGAGAAUGCACAGCUCAAGUUCACAUGAAUAACGCUGAAAAAACGAGUAAUGUUUCACAAGAUUGCAAAAUUUUUCCAGCUACGCCAAAGAUAACACUUACUGAGGGUAUCUGUACUGGAUGCUUCCAUCCUAUAUCAAGUGACAGUUCAAAAGUGUCAGAAAUUCUGAAACAAGCUAUUCAAAAGUUUAACAAGCACAGUGCUGAACCUGCCCUUUUUAAGCUUAUGGAAAUAAAAGAAGCUAAAGUACAGGUGGUAGCUGGAUGGAAUUACAUAAUUAAAUAUGAAAUCCAGGAGACUAAUUGCUCCAAAGACCAAUUUGAAGAUUUAACUCCAGAGUGCAAACCCACUUCUAGACAUCGUGUAGGUAAAUGUGAUGCCAAAGCAUAUGAGAAUAUUCAUGGGCACAUUCUAGAUACUGCAAGCCAAUGCAAGCUUCCAGUUGAAGAGACGGUAAUUCCUGCCAUUCGCACUGGUUGUCCAAAGACUAUCCCAAAAGACAGUCCAGAACUGAAGGAACUACUGAAGGUUUCUAUGGAGAAGUAUAACUCGGAGAGCAAUGAUGAUUUCUACUAUAAAGCUGGAGAAAUACGAGCAGCGACAGUUCAGGUGGUUGCCGGACAAAACUACCGUGUAAAAUUUGCAAUCCAGAAGACAAACUGCUCAAAGAAAGAGUUCGAAAAACUUAAUGAAGACUGUGAAGCCACAUCAGACAGUGCAUCAUUGCCAUGUGAAGCACAAAUUCAUGUGAUCCCAUGGGAGAAUAAAAUCUUUCCACAAGUUAACUGCUCUAAAGAACGGUCAAUGGACGUACUUAUAAGAAGACCUCCUGGAUUCACACCUUUCCGAAGCGCUGCUAGGCCAGACCAGCCUAAUGGAAUUUCAUGCUCUGAUACAAAUGAAGAAGAAAGGCAAAGACCUGGCGAAGAAAUGAGAAAAGAUGGUGGACAGGAACCAGAAGGUGAAGGUGAACCUGAGCACAAACACAGGCAUAAACACGGGCAUAAACACAGACAUGGAUACAAAAAGGAUCAUGAGUAUGACAAAAGGCAUAGGCAUAAAAAUGGUUGUGGGCACAGAAAUGGCCACGGGUGUGGGCAUAAAAAACACAGUAAAAAUGGUAAACAUAAACUUCCAGACCUCAGAUCUUCUGAGGAGUCCAAUGAAAGGGGUUUUAAUCAAAACAAAACCCUCCCACCAUCCAGUGCUGAAACAGCAUCAGAGCUAGUUAAUCCAGGGGUUGCAAGAAAGGAAACCAGUACAUCUGCAGAAUCACUAAUUACUCCUGAUACUUCUUUAUUUAAUGGGUUGCCAGAUCACGCAGGAUCUCCUCGCCCCAGAUGUCCUGGAAAACCAUGGAAACAAAUUAUGGACCUUCCAGCUUCUUCUAGCUUCCCCAGAGAUUUCACAAAUGAGGACCUCUUGCCUUCCGCAGUAGAAAACAUCAGUCCACCAACAGAAAACUCAACACUUCCCCAAAACAAAGAGAAAGACCUUGAUCUCUCAGAUGCUUUACCAUAA